This is a messenger RNA of Tuber melanosporum (Perigord truffle), 852 nucleotides long. RefSeq lists its product as uncharacterized. Gene Ontology annotation, molecular function: actin filament binding. The record is from RefSeq and is a predicted model, not a curated record. The coding region runs from base 1 to 852 and encodes 283 amino acids. Lineage: Eukaryota; Fungi; Ascomycota; Pezizomycetes; Pezizales; Tuberaceae. Gene Ontology annotation, cellular component: cytoskeleton. The transcript has 7 exons.
AUGGCACCAACCGUGACUAGUUCUUACAGCGCGCUCACGGCUGAGACUACAAAUGUUCCAAUUGAGGAUAGAAUAGGUAUACCUGAGCCAGGUAUGGAGUUUGAGAGCCCAGAGGCUGAGAGGCAAUACCUUAAAGAGAGACUCGCUGCUGGAUUCAGAAUUUUUGCAAAGCAUGGGUUCGAUGAAGGGGUCGUCGGCCAUAUAUCCCUUAGGGAUCCAAUUAACCCACAUGCGUUUUGGGUUAAUCCACUUGGCCUUCACUUUUCCUUAAUAAAAGCUUCGGAUUUGCUUCUCAUUGAUGAAUCCGGGAAGGUCCUUGAAGGUGGUGCAAAUCGCCACCUCAAUCUCGCUGCGUUUAUGACCCAUUCGGCAAUCCACAAAGCCCGCCCCGAUGUUAACUGUGCCGCACAUGCCCACUCCUUAUAUGGCCGUACAUUUUGCACUCUUGGGAGGACUCUAGAUAUCACUACCCAGGACAGCUGUGCCUUCUAUAAUGAUCACGUGUUGUAUGGAAAUUUUAGAGGCGCAGUCCUAGAUGAAGGGGAGGGUAUUGAUAUUGCUCAGACUCUUGGAGCCAAGAAAGCAGCUUUGCUCCAAAACCAUGGACUACUCACCACCGGUGGGACCGUAGAGGAGACCGUAUUCUGGUUCCUAUCUCUGGAGAAGUGCUGUCAUAGCCAAUUGCUCGCAGACGCAGCUGCAGCCGGUAGGGGAGAAACGACCAAGAAAAUUGGCAACAAGGAGGCUAUGGAGACCUGGAAGGUGUUCGGCAGCAGAAGGAUCGGACACUUCUCAGGGAGGCCGUUAUUUGACUUAAUUGAGGUUGAGACUAAGGGGGAUUACAAAAAUUAG